GUCGUUUCUUGUGAAGACGACUUUUCUGUCCAGAAUUUCGGAUUUAUAUUUUGAGUAAUUCUAGCUCCUAAGUUCACCUAGACUCCGUCCUUAAUCCUAACAAGUGGUAUCAGAGCCAUAUUAAGGACAUUGAGAGGAGUCUACAGAAGUGUGAAGACCCUUCUAGACCCACCAUGGCCUGUGGGUGUGCCUAAGUGGUGUUCUAAAGGGGGAGUACCAGAAUGGAGGGCACCUGCUGGUACUGCAAGAAGGUCGGGCAUCCUUGGUUCAAGUGCUUCAGCAGGCCGGAGGGAUGGGCACCUCCAGGCAUGAAGCCGCCCAGUGGUGAACGCGCACAAGGUGGUGCUGUGCAAGGCUCAGGUGCACAAGGUGAAGGUGCACAAGGUAAUGCCUAUCCUGGGAUGUUUCUUAUGGUUGAGGAUGUGCAUGGGCAUGAGGGUGAUGUGGGAUCUGUGGGAAAGAUUUGCUUGAUGAGGUAAAACCCCCUGGGAAGAUCAAGUAUGUGGCAGCAGCGUCAGGUGCUUUGCUCCCCGUGAUUGGUGUUGGGAAUGCCAAGGUUAA
Molecule: messenger RNA, 561 nt
Organism: Closterium sp. NIES-67
Lineage: Eukaryota; Viridiplantae; Streptophyta; Zygnematophyceae; Desmidiales; Closteriaceae
Source: the annotation of a GenBank genome assembly